AUGGGAAAGCGCACAAAGAAGGUUGGAAUCGUAGGAAAAUACGCAACAAGGUACGGUGCUUCUCUCAGAAAGAUGGUCAAAAAGAUUGAAAUAUCUCAACACGAUACUUAUGAGUGUGCUUUUUGUGGGAAAAAGACUGUGAAGAGAACAUGCGUCGGAAUCUGGAAAUGCAAGCACUGCUGCAAGACCAUUGCUGGAGGAGCUUGGGCACCAACAACUGGAGCUGCUCUUACAGCACGUCACAACAUUCAAAGGUUGCGCAAGUUAAUGCAGACUGGAGCUUCCCAAACUACAGAAGCCACACCACAAACCCAACCACAAGCACCAGCUAAAAAGUAA
Blepharisma stoltei is the source of this 339-nucleotide messenger RNA. NCBI's taxonomy places the organism in Eukaryota, Ciliophora, Heterotrichea, Heterotrichida, Blepharismidae. The record is from the annotation of a GenBank genome assembly.